AUGCAUAAUAACAAGAUAGAUUUGGCAAAGGAUAUCAAAGAUCAACACCUGAGUACUAAUUUGAUGGUAGGCCCUAGUUGCAGUAAGGUGGAAUUUGCUGAUGCGCGAGAGACAUUGUCAGAUGUAGUAGAAGAACUCAUUAUUGGGAGGACAGAAGAGAAAUGGAAAAUAAUUGCUUCUUUACUUGAGGGUAUUUCUGAAAAGAUCAUCAUCCUUCCUAUAUGUGGUAUUGGAGGCAUUGGAAAGACAACUUUUGCUAGAUUGAUUUACAACGAUCCAGAAUUCAAAUGUUAUUCUCAGGUAUGGGUCAAUGUUCAAUUGGACUUGAAUAAAAUUCGUGAGUCAAUCAUUUCACAGCUAUCUAGAAAAGAAUGCCAGGCUAUUGAAAGGCAGAUAAUAUGUAGUUGCCUCAUGAAGCUACUUUCUGGUAAGAGGAUUAUGAUUGUUUUAGAUGACCUGUGGGAGGAGGAUCAAUUUCACCUGCAGGAGUUGAAGGAUAUGCUAUACCAUGCUGAUAGCAACAUAAUUACUUUAGUAACAACACGCAGUGAACGUGUUGCCGGAAGAAUCUGUACUAACCUUCAACCAUACAAGAUAUUACCCUUGACAAAUGACAUGUGCUGGGAUAUAAUAAAACAAAGAAGUGCGUUUGAAGCUAGAGAUGACAAAAAACCGUUGACGGAUAUUGGAAGGGAGAUUGCCCAGAAGUGUGGGGGUGUGGCUUUAGCAGCUCAAUCGCUUGGCUUCACUUUGCGGUCCAAGAAUUUUGAUCAAUGGAUGAAAGUGAAAGACAGUGAUAUCUGGAAUGAAGCUGUUUCAAAUGAUGCAUCUUUGCCAAAUCAUGUUCUUGCAUCUUUGAAGUUAAGUUAUAGUCAUAUGGAUUCAAGCUUGCAGCCAUGCUUCACCUACUGUGCAAUCUUUCCAAAAGGUCACAAGAUAGUUAAACAUGAUUUAAUAUAUCAAUGGAUUUCUUUGGAUUUCAUCAAGCCAUCAAAAAUACUCUCCAAUUUGUAG
Molecule: messenger RNA, 1014 nt
Organism: Panicum virgatum (switchgrass)
Lineage: Eukaryota; Viridiplantae; Streptophyta; Magnoliopsida; Poales; Poaceae
Product: putative disease resistance protein RGA1
Exons: 2
Coding region: 1-1014 (337 amino acids)
Biological process (GO): defense response to other organism
Molecular function (GO): ADP binding
Source: RefSeq, a predicted model, not a curated record